AUGGGCAGCCUAGGCAUUCCGGUUGAUGUACGUGUAGAUGUUUUUGAGAGGAAAAAAGUUCACGAGGCUCAAGUAUCAGAGAAACUUAAGAAAAUUUGUUUCUCCGAUAUGAGGAGAAUUAAAGCUCUUGCCUCUACUGGAUACCGGAGCGAAGCGGAUGCUGCCCUUUGGCUUCUUUCUCACCUAGAUGAUCCUCUCUUGGAUGAACCCUUUUACAGGGAUUUCUACUUAUUCCUGUGUGUUCGUUCGGAUUUGGCCCAAAGCGUUCUUGAUUUCUGGGAUGAGAGUUCCGUGAGCGAAGGGUGGAAUUACGCCCACGAGUUUCCUCCACAUAUUACUCUUCUGUCCAAUCUAAGAAUUUCGGAAGACAAAGUCCUUCUGCUUCAUAAUGUAUAUGACAAAAUCAUACAAGAACAUUCUGAUCUCCUGAAAUUCGAUGAAAUUCCGCUUAAACUUGUGACUUCGGAUGAUUUUAUUGGGUACAUCGUCUCAAGCGAUAAAGUGAAUGCGAGUCUGGAGAAACUUUGUCGCGUGUUCUUGCAGGAGCUCUUGAACGCUGGUAUAAUAUUUGAGGAUAAUCCUAUGCGAAGGUGUAAAUCAAAUUACCACAUGUCUCUUGCCUACGGUUUUCAAGCAGCCAACCGAAACAGCCUUGGAGAGCUUCAGGACUCCUACAACAUGAAAUCUCGGCUAUUGAUUUCGUGGACUUUGGAUCUGUUUUCCGGUGAUUCGAGAUUAUCUACUCCUGACUCGGAGCUGUACGAGAUGCAAACUACGAUAGAGGUGGAUGACGCAUUGUUUUCGAAUCUUUCCCUGGAGGACAAUCCUCAAACAGAUAGCUCCCCUCCACAGCUCACUCCUUCAUCACCAGAGAUGGGCCAAAUUAUAGUUGGGGAUCACUUAUCAUCCUCCGCCUCUUCAGUAGGAGCGGGUCGAACUCCAGAUUCAGACAGCCUUCAGCCACCGGGUCACGCUUCGUACAAUGAGGUCCCUACUUUAGCUGAGUCUCCGCAUCUUCCCAACACUCUGGCACACUCAGCUGGUGACAAGGUUCUCUUUAUUGGGUCGUGCAACUUGAACGGUCGAUAUGGGGUCCCGGUGGGCAUAAAUCUCUCUUCUGGGCUGACAGGGGUAUUCAGUCUUGCCUCAGCCCGUAGGAUUCCUAAAUGGAGUGCCUGGGUCACGCAUAGGAGUGGAAUUUCCGUUGUUCAGUACGAACAGCGAAACUACAAUGAGGUAAGUUGUGUUAAAAAAAGGCAAUAUAAAUUCCUUGCCUGUCCGUUUCGGCUGCGUCUUGCCCGGGUUGGUGAGAUGAUGGCCAAGCGUGUGAACGCAUUCCCGAGCUGUCGUAGCUCGGGUCGUGAACAGAGCAUCGAAGAUUAUUACACUGACAGUCACAUAGGCAUUCGUGCUCAUCGUAGGUCUACAGCAGUCAUUGGAUGUCAGGAGGAUAGUCUUACAGCCGAACUCUGCAAUACCUUUGUAGCACCGUCUAGAAUUCCGGCGUCUUUCUCCGCGCCGACGGAUUUCUGCGAGCCCUUGGCAGUGCUGAACAAUGAAGCUCCUACCGCCUCCCUGGCUGUUGGCAUCAACGUUGGUAGUGGUAGUGGGUUUUGCUCCAAACUCCUCCCUCGUAGUUGCCGUCGCAAAUCUACUUCUUCCAGUUCCUCUUCUCCCUCUUCUCCCUCGGCCCUCCAGACUACCGCCACCGCUGGAUGGAAAUUUGGUGUCAAAACAUCCUCUCCAUCCGCCAUAGGAUCUCCCUCUUCCUCAAUUUUUGCUUAUCGGUUCUUUGGAGGCCUCUUGGGUUCCAAUUGCAGCAAUAGCAACCCGCAGCAGCAACCACAGAAGCCUCAACGCCACCUCUUUGUCAUGAGACACGCUGAACGGGUUGAUAUAUGCUUUGGGAGGGCCUGGACCACUCGUUGUAUCGAUAGGCGAGCAGCCCUUGAACGGGAGAGUUGA
This is a messenger RNA of Hydatigera taeniaeformis, 1965 nucleotides long. Lineage: Eukaryota; Metazoa; Platyhelminthes; Cestoda; Cyclophyllidea; Taeniidae. The record is from the annotation of a GenBank genome assembly.